Messenger RNA from Acanthosepion pharaonis, 2526 nucleotides. The record is from the annotation of a GenBank genome assembly. NCBI's taxonomy places the organism in Eukaryota, Metazoa, Mollusca, Cephalopoda, Sepiida, Sepiidae.
AUGACAAAAAGGAUUUACACUUUCUUUUAUUUUUUUUCUGUGUGUUUCCAUCCACAUAGACUCUAUCUAUCUCUCUAUUCAUAUUCUGUCGUGCUCGGAUCUCACUCGCCAUCUUUUUCUAUUUUCUCAACUUCUCUUAUGCUUUCUCUCUGCGUUCAUCUCCUUUUCCUCCUUUUUUUAUUCAUAUUCACUCUCUCCCUACUGUCUCUCACCCUAUCUCCCUAUUCCUCUAUUUCUCUUCUCCAUUUUAUGCUCCGUUCUUUCCCUUCCUUAGUUCCUCUUCCUUUCUAUUCAUAUCCACUCUCCUCUUACUGUCUUUCAGCAUAUCUCCCUAUUUCUCUACUUCUCUCUCCUUUCUCUCCCUCUCUUAAUUCUUCUUUUUUAUUCAUAUCCUGUCUCCCGCUACUGUCUCUCAUCAACUCGCCCUAUUCCGCUGCUUCUCUCCUCCCCUGCCCAAUCUCUCUCUUCCCCCCUUUCUCUCUUUCUCUCCAUCCUAGUUCUGCCCCUCUCCCUUUAUCUUCCAUUCUCCAUCCGUCUCCGCUCUUUUCUUCUCUCUGCUCCUCUCACUAUCUCUCCAUUCUUCUCUAUUCCUCUCUCUCCCUCUGUUCCUCUACCUCUCAGUGCCACUUCUUCGUGUUUCUCUCAGUUGUCUACUUUUUGGCUCGUCUCUUCCUUUCUAUUUAUAUCCUCUCUCUCUCUCUCUCUCUCUUCAUCCUAUUUUGUCCCUCACCCUCUUUCUCCGUCUCUCUAUCUGUCUUCAUUCUUUUCUUCUCUCUAUUCCUCUCGCUAUGUCUCCACCCCUCUCUAUACGUCUUUCAGUUCCAUUUCUCUGCGUUUCUUUCUGUUUUCUGCAUAUUUCUUGGUUCUUCUACUUUCCCUCUGCGCUCUUUCUGUUCCUCUCUCUAUUCGUCCUGGUUCUUUUACCUAUCUCUCUGUUUCUCUCCCUGUCUAUCCAUUUCUAUACUCCUCUUUCUCUCUCUCUCUCUCUACUAUCACUACUCCCCCUCUCUCUCUCUUCCCUCCUACUCCGCACAUCUGCGAUGCUUCUAUUUCGUUUUUCUUUUAAAUCGUGUUGCCUUGUAUGACUUUUUCUUUUUCUUUUCUUCUUUUCUUCUCUCUCUCUCUCUCUCUCUCUCUCUCUCUCUCCAGCUUUUUCUCUUUUCGCUAUCGAUCUCAAUUAGGGGUCUUUUCAAUUGGCUACAAAUUUUUAGUUUCUCUUUUACUUUAACUAGCUAUUGCGAUCAAAUUGAAAAUGUUACUCUCUUGCUACCUCGCGCUCACCCUGCUAAGCCCAGCACCUGCCCUUCCCGCCUCUUUCUUUACCGUAACAAAACCUCUAGUCUCGGCCGCCUUUCUUCUUCCCCGCCCACCCUCGACCAACAUCCACCGCUACCAAUGAUCAAACACCCACUCUCACUACCCUCACUUACUCGCAUCUUCCACUCAAUCCCCUUUUCACUCACUCAGCCUUUCCCACCCAGGCUUUUCAAUCACCCAUCCUUAUUAAAGACGUUUCAUUCUCUUCCCUUCCCUAUAGCCCCCAUCCUUAUUAAAGACGUUUCAUUCUCUUUCAUUCCCUAUAGCCCCCCAUCCUUAUUAAAGACGUUUCAGUCUCUCUCAUUCCCAAUAGUCCCCAUCCUUAUUAAAGACGUUUCAACGUUUCAGUCUAUUUCAUUCCCAAUAGUCCUCAUCCUUAUUAAAGACGUUUCAUUCUCUUUCAUUCCCUAUAGCCCUCCAUCCUUAUUAAAGACGUUUCAGUCUCUCUCAUUCCCAAUAGUCCCCAUCCUUAUUAAAGACGUUUCACCCCCAUCCUUAUUAAAGACGUUUCAUUCUCUUCCAUUCCCUAUAGCCCCCAUCCUUAUUAAAGACGUUUCAUUCUCUUUCAUUCCCUAUAGCCCCCCAUCCUUAUUAAAGACGUUUCAGUCUCUCUCAUUCCCAAUAGUCCCCAUCUCCCCAUCCUUAUUAAAGACGUUUCAUUCUCUUUCAUUCCCUAUACCCCCAUCCUUAUUAAAGACGUUUCAAUCUCUCUCAUUCCCUAUAGCCCCAUUCCUUAUUAAAGAGCCCCCAUCCUUAUUAAAGACGUUUCAUUCUCUUCCAUUCCCUAUAGCCCCAUCCUUAUUAAAGACGUUUCAUUCUCUUUCAUUCCCUAUAGCCCCCAUCCUUAUUAAAGACGUUUCAGUCUCUCUCAUUCCCAAUAGUCCCCAUCUCCCCAUCCUUAUUAAAGACGUUUCAUUCUCUUUCAUUUCCUAUAGCCCCCCAUCCUUAUUAAAGACGUUUCAGUCUCUCUCAUUCCCAAUAGUCCCCAUCCUUAUUAAAGACGUUUCACCCCCAUCCUUAUUAAAGACGUUUCAUUCUCUUCCAUUCCCUAUAGCCCCCAUCCUUAUUAAAGACGUUUCAUUCUCUUUCAUUCCCUAUAGCCCCCCAUCCUUAUUAAAGACGUUUCAGUCUCUCUCAUUCCCAAUAGUCCCCAUCGUUAUUAAAGACGUUUCAGUCUCUUUCAUUCCCUAUAACCCUCAUCCUUAUUAA